GCCGCUUCACAUGCCGCUUCAUAUGCCGCCUCACAUACGAGGCUCUGGCGGAGUCUGAUUUAUCUACCCUGUAAUUGGCGAUAGAGCAACGACGGACUAGACUGUAAGCACCAAGCAACCUGAUAGCACCGCUCACCUCUUUCUCCCCCACAACACGCCCUCCUGCCUCCAACACGUCCGCCAAAGAUGACCACCACGGACAUUCCCAGCGUUCAGAGCGCCGCCGUCCUCACCGAGGAGUAUGGCAAGCCCCAUACCUUCCGCACCGACUUCCCCGUCUUGGAGCCCAGCGCCAAUGAGGUGCUAGUCAAGCUGCAGGCCUCGGGCGUCUGCAGCGGCGACGUUAACCCGCGCGAGGGUUACCCGCCCGCGCCCAAGGUGCCGCAGCGCCCACUCGUGACAGGCCACGAGGGCGUGGGCAUCGUCGUGGCCGUGGGCGACAAGGUCACGGCGUUCAAGGUCGGCGACAGGGUCGGCAUGGGAUGGCGCUCCGAGGUGUGCAGGAGCUGCACCGAGUGCAAUCGCGGCGAUGACAACCUGUGCCAGAAACAGAAGAUGAAUGGCUAUCAGACAAACGGCACGUUUCAGGAAUACGUCACAAUCUCGCCCGCCUCACUCAUCUCCAUCCCGCCCACCACGGUCCCUGCCACGCGCAUCGCCCCCCUCCUCUGCGCCGGCGGCACCGCCCUCGCCGGCCUCCGCGCCACCGGCGUCACCACCCCCGGCAAAUGGGUCUGCGUCACUGGAGCCGCCGGCGGCGUCGGCGCCCUCGCCUGCCGCUACGCCCUGCAUAUGGGCCUCAACGUUGUAGCCAUCGACAGUGCUCAGAAGGCGACCGUCUGCGAGGCCAUGGGCGUGCACGCGUUCGUGGACUACGAGACUGCCGACACGGUCGUGUCUCGCAUCAUGAAGGCGACAGACGGGAGCGGCGCGCACGGCGUGGUGGUGUGUUCGGCGAACCCGGCGAGCUACAGCCAGGCAAUAGACUAUGCGGCGGUGGGGGCGCGGAUCGUGAGCAUUGGGCCGAGCAUGGUGCAUUUUCACACAGGCCACAUGAUGACCAAGGGCCUGAGUCUCGUCGCGCAGUGUAAUGGCAGCACCAAGGAUAUCCAGGACGCGGUCAGGCUGGGCGUUGAGGACGGCAUCCUGCCGCAGGUGGAGUUGGUUCAGAUCGACAAGAUUGACGAGGCGCUGGACAAGCUCAAGGCGGGGAAGACGCUCGAGAGACAAGUUGUCGAGUGGUCGUGAGUGGUUGGACAAAGUCUCUACCUCAUUUUACCAAGUUGCAGGAUUAGCAGAUCGAUUAGAGUAGUCUCUCUCUCCAC
Molecule: messenger RNA, 1325 nt
Organism: Phialemonium atrogriseum
Lineage: Eukaryota; Fungi; Ascomycota; Sordariomycetes; Cephalothecales; Cephalothecaceae
Product: chaperonin 10-like protein
Exons: 2
Coding region: 187-1248 (353 amino acids)
Cellular component (GO): cytoplasm
Molecular function (GO): alcohol dehydrogenase (NAD+) activity; zinc ion binding
Source: RefSeq, a predicted model, not a curated record